This is a messenger RNA of Daphnia carinata, 2565 nucleotides long. RefSeq lists its product as uncharacterized. Gene Ontology annotation, molecular function: protein binding. The record is from RefSeq and is a predicted model, not a curated record. NCBI's taxonomy places the organism in Eukaryota, Metazoa, Arthropoda, Branchiopoda, Diplostraca, Daphniidae.
GAGACGCACACACCGCUUGAAUUGUGCGUCCAUUCGAAUAUUUGGAAAUAGACGAUCUUUGACGUGAGUUUUAUUCAGGCGUCAUUAACGCGCAUGUGUUGGAUCAUCAUCAAGACGUAAUCAUCAAUCACGAAACAAAAUUUCACAUUGGACGAGCCAAAGUCUACGAAGCCGAAACCAUGUCGCCGAUUGUAGCCGAGUCCGUGCCAGUCUCUUCGGAGCGCUGGGCCAGCAUGCUCAAACAGCCGUGCUUCAAUGCUUCGCUGGCCUGUGACGAUGAACAAGAUUCCGCAUCUCAAUCGAGCCACGUCGACGACGAAGACGUCGGAUGCAGCAGCGACGGUGAAUCGGCCGACCCGCAUCGCGUCUGGUCGUUCAGCGUUUUGAGGCACAAAUUGCAAGGGUUGCGUCACAACGCUCAUCAGCUGACGACGUCCAACAGCAGCAAAAGAAGGUCGCUCUCCUUCAGCAGUGGGUCGUCGUCCUCCAAAUCGGCGGCAUCGACCAAAGUCCGAGCGCCAGGUAGGGCAGGUCGAGAGGCUCACGACGCCCGUGAGUCACGCACUUUCGGACGCAUACGGCGCUCGAUUAGCGUUCACGACAAGAGCCGUUUCACCGUGUGCAGUGGCGGCAGUGCGGGCAAGUUCAACAUGAAAUUGAACGCGUCGCAAUGCAGUUCUCGCGACGUCGGCGCGUCCAGCGACGAAGGGGAGGACGACUGCGGUGGCUUCACGUCCAAUCGACUCACGUUCACGCGGGUGGGCAGUUUACGCGGCAAAGCGACGCCGUCGACGGCCAAAAGCGUCGAAUGCCUCAAGUCAUCGCUACUGGCCACCAAUUCAUCGCCAGCUGUUGCCACAUCGAAAAAUGGUGGCGACACUGGCGGCGGAUGGCGACGUCAGAUCCGAUCCGUCCUCAUUCACGCCGCUCCGUGGGAGAAACGACGUCGGAGGCAGAGCGGCAACAAGAUCGAACAGAGCCGGACGUCGCCUCCGUCGCCGCAACUGAGCCCGCGCGUGCCACCGUUGCCGCCUCGGCCGGCCAACAAUCAAUCGAUGUCCGGCAAGAAAAUGCGAUCGGGUCUUUGGUUGGCGCACGCCAGUCACGUGACCACAACCCUGGCCAAAAAAUUGGGUUUGUCCUCCUCGUCGUCGUCUGCGGCCCCCGGUGCGGUGGUGCCAUCGAGUCCCAAUGACCCACCUUCGGCCAUCGUCACAGGUGGGGGCAAGAAUAGGAGGAAGAGCCACAACAACAACAACUACAACAAUAAUCGAUUGAGUUGCUCGUCUGGCAAACAUUUCGGCUCGUCCGAUUCAGCGUUGCUCAUCUCGCGUUGCCAUGACGACCAAGAGUCGAUGGUCAGUCGCAUGCCGGUGCCCAUUCAUUUCCAUUACCCGAUGGUUGGCGACGAGCAAGACGACGAUGAAGCGGAGGACCUUGCACAGCAGCAGGACGUGUUCCACAGUCUGGAACAGCACUUCCAGCAAUUUCCCCUUCAGCCGCGCACCAGGAGAGCCGUCAGUCUCCACGGCACUCAAGAUUUGGCCAGCUUCCAGUCGCAGUCGGCCACGUUAGUUCGCCAUCCGCGGGCCGAUAACAGGCCGACGGCCAGCGAGGGGGAUCGUAGAGUCUCUCUAAGUCACGCCUUGUCCCAGCCAUCGCUGACCGAUCGGCACAGCGACGAGGAAGACGACGACACUGUCUUCUCCACAGGCGGCCAUGACGAAGUGGACGCUAAAAUUCACGUGCCCGUCAAACCGACCGAGACGAUGGGCGCCCUGCGUUUGCAGACGAGGCGCAUCAAUUCGAGCCGGGCGCCUUCCGUGCCGGACGACGGUGAUCAUAAGGAAACGUCGUUCAGUUCCUCGUCGUGCGGUUCGCAUCAUCAAAACGAGCCGCUCUAUUCGACGACGGACGUGCCGCUGCCGAAACACAUCCGCCCAUCGACCUACUCCAUCUUCAGCGUCACUUUCCAAAAGGGCGCUGGCGCGGCAAAGUCGAGCGCCAGCGCGGCCAAGGCCGCCAGGAAGGGCUUGGGCUUCAGCAUCGUCGGCGGCGAGGACUCACCCAAAGGGAAACUGGGCAUUUUCGUCAAAACGAUUUAUCCGGGCGGACAAGCAGCCGAGGAGGGAACUCUCAAAGAAGGCGAUGAGAUUAUUGCCAUAAACGGACGCAAAGUCGAGGGUUUGGUUCAUGCUGAGGUGGUCGCUCUCUUCCGCGAAGUACGCCGAGGAGCAAUCACUAUCCAGCUGGGACGCAAACUACCCAAAGACCGAGAUGGACUCUACAUCACAGCAGAUCAGCUGACCCAAUUAGCAGCCAAUGGAGACGCACCACAACAAUAAAAAACUUGCACAAAUUGCCAUGACCUCCUUUCGUUUCUCUUUCCCCCAUGUUUAAAAAUGUUUGUGCGUGCAUUUGUGACUUACCAAUAAUUGGGAGAUCUCAUCAAGUCCAUCGGUAAAAGGAAAACGAAUUCCUCAAGCCAUUCACGACUCUUUUGUACAUAAGAACAAUUUCUACCUUAACUCUAUAGUACAUCGUUAAUAAAUAGCUGACCACGCA